AUGCACUUCAGCCCUCUCCAUCUCCUUGCCAUCGUGACGGCAGCCGCAGCCGACCACACAAUGGGCUUCAUUGGCUGCUCCAUGGCGGAAAACGUUGCGCAAGGCUACGUCGCCGACGGCGGAAAGCGAAUGUGGCCCAACUACGGCACCAGCGGACAGGUGGUACAGUCUUGGACCGACGUCAACUCUGCCUCGUGGAAGCUCUAUGACCAACAAGUCGCGAAAUACGGAAAGCCCGACACGGUCUGGGUGCAGAUUUGCAUCUUUGCGCAGCAGGGCGCCACGGCCGACGAGGUCAAGAAGAUGAUUGCCAAUGCGCGCACACACUCCAACGCCGAUGCUGCCAUUUAUCUCACCGGUCAGCCCCUCUACGAGCAGGGAUACAAUUGCUUCUUGGCUGGAGACGGCGGUGCCAAUAUGACCGAUACUCUGGCCAAGACUGUUGCUGCAGACACCUCACUCGUCAAUGUCACUUAUCCCGGCUCAUUCCUUCUGCAUCCGAGCGAGGUCCAGGACGGAUGUCAUGCUAAUACUGCUGGACAAAAGUCGUUGGGUCAGCAGGCACUCGCCUUUUGGGGCUGA
Messenger RNA from Pestalotiopsis fici W106-1, 582 nucleotides. RefSeq lists its product as uncharacterized. The record is from RefSeq and is a predicted model, not a curated record. The transcript has a single exon. Bases 1 to 582 code for a protein of 193 amino acids. NCBI's taxonomy places the organism in Eukaryota, Fungi, Ascomycota, Sordariomycetes, Amphisphaeriales, Sporocadaceae.